Messenger RNA from Chenopodium quinoa (quinoa), 1913 nucleotides. Its product is annotated as probable 2-oxoglutarate/Fe(II)-dependent dioxygenase. Lineage: Eukaryota; Viridiplantae; Streptophyta; Magnoliopsida; Caryophyllales; Amaranthaceae. The transcript has 2 exons. The record is from RefSeq and is a predicted model, not a curated record. The coding region runs from base 386 to 1504 and encodes 372 amino acids.
CCCGGUAAAACCACUAAAGUCUUGUUCCGUUCAUUUUAAUACUCGUAAUAAGUUCUAAGUUUGAUUAUUGCAGUUUAUUUUACAUUUAUGCCUAAAAUAAGUUCUAGUAAUAAGAUUGGAUAAAUUUAGAUAAUUUCAAAUAAGUUUAGAUAUUAGAUAGGAUACAUUAAUUCAGAAAAGUAAGAGUUAGAUGAUUAGAAUACAUCAUAACAUAAACUACUAUGGAUAUUUACUUAGUUAGAGAUACUGCCCCCUCUCUUCCCCUUUCCUUUUUUUUAAAUUUUUUUUUUUUUUUUUUUUUUUAAGUAUCCCAAUUUGACCUCUCAUAUCUGUAUAACAUCAUAUUGUUAGUUCAACUUGUAAUCUCUUGCAAACUUUGAGAAUUAUGGAUACUCAAGACUCUUUUCAUGAAGCUUCCAUUGUCAGUCAAGAUGGCUCCCUAAGAGUCCUUAGAGUACCCGUGGUACAAGAACUUUCACGCCAUGGUGUCCAAGAUGUACCAAAAAUGUUCCUUAGGCCACCCUCGGACACUCUAAGCACCGCGAUCUCUUGUUUGCCGGAGAAUUUUCCAUCCAUAAGUAUGGCUAAAUUACGCGCCAGUGAGGUGGAGGAGAGAAAAAAUGAGCAACAAAAGUUGGCCGACGGUCUUAGAGAAUAUGGCAUGGUAUUGGUUAGGGAACAUGGUAUACCAUUUUCUUUAUUGUCUGCUGCUAAGGAAGUAAUAAAGGGGUUUUUUAAGCUUUCAUUUGAGGAAAAGAAAAGGUCCGUUGGAACAUAUGCUUCAGUAGAUAAUAUGGGUUAUGGUAGGAAUUUUGUUAAGUCAGAUGAUAAACCUCUUGAUUGGAUUGAUCGUUUGACUAUGAAGGUAGCUCCUAAAGAAUCAACUCAAGGGCUUAAUGUUUGGCCUCAAAAACCUGCUAAUUUCAGGGAAGUUAUUGAAAGGUAUGCAGAGGAGGCAAGAAAACUGAGUGAUGAAAUACUCCAAGCACUAGCUGAAGCAUUAUCUCUUGAGAAAAUUGCCUUUGUUAAAUAUUUAGACCCAAAAACAAGAGAGAUUAAUGUAAGAAUCAACUAUUACCCACCUUGUCCAAAGCCCAAUUCAACAAUAGGCUUAAGCCCACAUACAGAUGGUAGUGUCCUUACUCUUCUGAUGCAAUUUGAUACUUCUGGUGGUCUCCAAGUUAUGCACAAAGAUAAGAAAAUUUGGUUAAGUGUUCCAUGGCCUACUGAUGCAUUACUAGUCAAUGCUGGUGAUUUUCUUGAGAUAAUGAGCAAUGGAAAAGUCCAAAGUUCUUGGCAUAGGGCUGUCACACAAGCUGAUUCAGAACGAUACUCUUUGGCAUUGUUCUGUAAUCCACCACUGUCAAAGGAAAUCGAGCCUGUUAAGAGUGAUGAUUCGAGUGACUACGAGUAUAAAAAGGUAGUUGUGAGUGAUUAUCUACAGCAUUUUUAUAAGGUAAGUCCAACAUUGUCUAAAGUAGCUAUCCAAUAUGCAAUGGUCUAAUGUGAUCCAUGUGUGUAAGCCCAUUGAAAGUGAUGAGCAGAUGAUGUGAGAUUUACUGGUCAACUCAAACAGCUGAUGUAUAUCUCAGUAAUGUUUGUAUUACUCUCUUUGAUAAUUAGCAGCUAUGUACCCUUGGAAUAUACUCUGACCUAAUUACUAAUCAAUCUAUACCAUGUUUAUUGCAGAAGUUCAGUCUGUAAAUCGUGAUAAUCUUGUCGUGUUAUGAAUACUUUCAUGCUUAACUAAUACUACAAAAUUUCACUUUAAGUAUCUGUAACUUUCCAAUCAUUAUAUUGAAAUUGGUAUGUAGCUAUAACUUACAUUCAAGCUAUCAAAAUCCUAGUCUACGAUAAGCUUCAAAUUUGCAUAGAUCAGGUAUCAGCUGAAAACAUGAAUAUUAACCUGUAGU